This is a messenger RNA of Boeremia exigua, 1426 nucleotides long. RefSeq lists its product as uncharacterized. The record is from RefSeq and is a predicted model, not a curated record. Lineage: Eukaryota; Fungi; Ascomycota; Dothideomycetes; Pleosporales; Didymellaceae. The coding region runs from base 125 to 1192 and encodes 355 amino acids. The transcript is spliced from 2 exons.
GCCAACUUGACUUCUCAAAAGUCAAGCUUGGGGGCUGAGUCUACCUAAUCGCCUAAUACGGGCUCAACUACAACGACUGACGAGGCAUCAACCUUGAGAAGAGCUGGAGUAAGGUCACAAGCCAAUGAUGGACAAGAUCAAUUCCCGUGGCCAGGCACUCGUCAGCAGGGUUUUCAAGCGGUCCAGCAAUGAUUCUUCGAUGGAUGCUCCUCCACCCUACAAUGACAGUCGCCAGUACCGUUCAAUGCGACUCCUGUCGACCGUAGCGCUUGCUCUUCUUCUACUUCUUUCUAUUCCGGCGCUCGCCCUCAAAACAUACAGUUAUAGUUUCAUUGAGUCCAAUUCCGGGAUGGGCUUCUACCUUGUGGAUGCGGAGACCCAAGUUCCAGAUGCAAGGGAUAUUCUGGUAGCCGCACUUCCAAGCAACCUCUUCCGAGUACCCGAGAAGCUUGUUCUGGUUGUAGCAAUGCUGAACAUUCUACUGAGUAUGGCUCAUUUGGCUUUUGUUGCCUGGGAUUGGAGGUGUGGCAGACGAACACAAACGCGGUCCUUUCGCCGCAACGCUAUGAUUCUGCACAUCUUCAAUGUGGUAUUGGUUCUCACUGCUCUCAUCGCCAUGUUUGUGUCGCACAAGGUCUCGUCAACAUUCGACUACACCCUGAUUCCUAAAGAACCCAACGCCGUCACAUCGUCUGGAUUCAGAUACUACAGCUAUGAUGUCGGCACUUUUGAUCUUGAGCAUUGGACGUGUGAGCUCAUGAAACCAAAGGCAGUGGGUGAUGCACGAAAUGACUACAAGGCACAAUGCGAGAUUGAAGUGGCUGGGCGGACGAUUCUGGUACCCUUUUUUCUCGCUGCACUAGCUGUUGCUGGUCUAUCCAUCUGGGCACUCAUAGCCGGUGAGCAGCAAGCACCUCGCGGCGAACACAUCUUUACAAAGGAUAUCGACCUUGAAAUGAUGGGUAAGGGACCUGAAGCUGACAAGCAAGUCCAAGUCGAAGAGGUGGAGCUUGCAACCUUACAGAGGUCGGAGAGACAGAAUGAUGACAGGUUGAGCAAAAUCGCGGAAGACGAGGAAGAGAUGGACGAGGUUCCCAAGCAGAGGUCCACAGAAGCCGUUGUCGAGGAGAACAACACCCAGUCGGCUGACACCAAGGACGCAAAGGCGAAGAACGCGGGUGGCGUGUCCUGAUCGUGCAAAUUACGUGCACGGAUUCUCUCGAUAUUCAGAUGCACGCUGUUGAGAGAUGAUGCAAUCCGAGGCCGUAUGCCACUCUCGGCAAAGAUGGAACUGAUCACUUCGGUACUUAGAACUGUCUAGUUAGUGCGAUUCCUGUGAAAGAAACAGCGAAGAUUCACGCAUCAUCAGCAGUGGUAAAUCCCGAAUAAAUCGAAAGAAUUGAAUGCUGCAGACAGGCUACGGCAU